CUCUAAGCGCUCCUCUCCCUACCUCACCGUCUGUGUCUCCCUCGCUUCCGGUGACCUCGACGUCUACGAGCUAGCUCCGGUGCAGCGCUGGCCAACUCGGGACCCGUCUCGCUCGCCUACCCGAACACCUCGUUCUCUGCUGGAGGCCGCAGCGUUGGACCGAGGCCGUCGGAAUCCAUGGCCAUGACGCCGCCGACCUCCUUCCCUCCGGCGUCGCCGUCGUCCUACUUCAACAACAUGUCCGCCGGCUUCCUCGACUCGCCGAUCCUCCUCACCCCCAGCCUAUUCCCAUCGCCGACGACGGGCUCAUUCCCCUCGCAGCCGUUCAACUGGAUGGGGACGGCGCCGGAGAACGACGGCAGCCUGCAGCUGGGAAACGUCAAGGACGACCAGCAGCAGCGGCAGUACUCCGGCUUCACGUUCCAGACGACGGCGACGGUUCCGGCGGCCAUGGCCGGAACCAACAACACGACGGCGUCCUCCUUCCUUCCGUCGUCCAUGCCCAUGGCGGCUCAACUGGGGCAGGACUCGUACAACAACGGCGAGCAGCAGCAGCAGCAGCCGUGGAGCUACCAGGACGCGGGAAGCAUGGACGGGAUGACCACGAGGCCGGCGAGCUUCAGCACGCCGUUCGAGGCGCCUGAGAUGGCCGGCAGCAACGGCAGCUACAACAGCGGUGCCCAAGUGUCGACGACGGCGGGCGGGUACGGGCGCGUGCAGAGCCGGCGGCCGUCGUCGGACGACGGGUACAACUGGCGCAAGUACGGGCAGAAGCAGAUGAAGGGUAGUGAGAACCCGCGCAGCUACUACAAGUGCUCAUUCGCCGGCUGCAGCACCAAGAAGAAAGUGGAGCAGGCGCCCGACGGGCAGGUGACGGAGAUCGUGUACAAGGGCACGCACAACCACCCCAAGCCGCAGAACCCGCGCCGGGGAUCCGUCGGCGUCCCGGCGUCGUCGUACGCCCCGGACGCGUCGAGCGACGCGCUGUCCGGCACGCCCGAGCACUCGUCGGCGUCCUACGGGGACGACGAGGCCAACAACGGCGUGAGCUCGGCGCUGGCCGGACAGUUCGGCGGCGGGGAGGAGUUCGGGGACGAUGAGCCGGAUUCCAAGAGGUGGAGGGGAGACGGCGACGGCGAGGGGAUGCCGUUGGCGGUGGCUAACGCGAACCGGACGGUGCGGGAGCCGAGGGUGGUGGUGCAGACGAUGAGCGACAUCGACAUCCUGGACGACGGCUACCGGUGGCGCAAGUACGGGCAGAAGGUGGUGAAGGGCAACCCGAACCCGCGGAGCUACUACAAGUGCACCACGGCGGGCUGCCCCGUGCGGAAGCACGUGGAGCGCGCGUCGCAGGACCUGCGCGCCGUGGUGACCACCUACGAGGGCAAGCACAACCACGACGUGCCCGCUCUGCGCGGCAGCGCCGCCGCCGCCGCGCGCUACCGCGCCACCGCGCCGCAGCUGGCCGUCGCGAGCUACCACCAGGGCGGCGGCUACUCCAGCCUCCGUCCCGACGGGUUCGGCGCGCCGGCGCAGCCCGCGGACCAGAGCGGGUUCGCGCUCUCCGGGUUCGGCUACGACAACACGUCUGCGUCGUCCUACUCGUACGCCGGCAUGCAGCAGCAACAGCAGCAGCAGAACGACGCGAUGUACUACGACGCGUCGAGGACCAAGGACGAGCCGAGGGACGACAUGUUCUUCGAGCACUCGCUCAUGUUCUGAACUUCUUCUGAUCACUGAAACGUUUCCAGCUUCAACGCCGAUCGAAACCAGAUGGGAGGAAAUGGGUAGUACAAAUCUAGGGAUAUUGUUCGUUUUUUGUUCGUUUUUUUGACUGUGUGGAUAGGUCUCCGGUCACGAUUUUUUUUGGAGGCCACUGGCAGCUGCCGAAACGGUGGUGGAGCAUGGCCUUCAGUUAACACUUUGCACAAGGCAGGGACUUAGAAAAGAUUUGUUAAUUUAGCUUAUAGGGAAUAAGACUGUAAUGUAGCCGAUUAAUGUUCUUUUUCUGCAGUUAAGACUA
Messenger RNA from Lolium rigidum, 2023 nucleotides. Its product is annotated as WRKY transcription factor WRKY24-like. Gene Ontology annotation, molecular function: DNA-binding transcription factor activity; sequence-specific DNA binding. The record is from RefSeq and is a predicted model, not a curated record. NCBI's taxonomy places the organism in Eukaryota, Viridiplantae, Streptophyta, Magnoliopsida, Poales, Poaceae. The transcript is spliced from 3 exons. The coding region runs from base 178 to 1722 and encodes 514 amino acids. Gene Ontology annotation, biological process: regulation of DNA-templated transcription.